AUGGAGUAAAAAAAAACAACAUAUUGUACUCUAAAUUACAUAGCCUCUAAAAUUUUGAUGGCAAAUCUGAUCAUUCUAAUGUAGUAGAUAUAUGGUCAUUUGGCGUUAUUAUUUAUACUUUCAAUAGAAACACCUUCUUUUGAAACCUAAGAUAUAACAACAUAUAAGAAAAUUAAAGUAUGUUAAUAUACAUUCCCUGAUCAUGUAGUAAUAUCAAAUAAUGCUAAAAAUGUUAAUUAUAGAUCCAAGUAAAAAUCCUACUUUAGUUACAACUUAUAUCAUUCGUUAAUGACAUCCAAUUCAAUUUUCAAAAAUCUGCUCAUAUUUCAACUUUAGUUGGUCCACUUUCUUUGUCAUAGAUUAAAAUAUUAAUUAACUUAAACAUUUCAAAUAAAGACUACCUGA
Paramecium sonneborni is the source of this 405-nucleotide messenger RNA. The record is from the annotation of a GenBank genome assembly. Lineage: Eukaryota; Ciliophora; Oligohymenophorea; Peniculida; Parameciidae.